AUGGAUGCUACAAGCAAGCCUCACCAGAUCCCCCCAGAGAUGGGAAUCUAUGCCGAAAAGCACAACAUCUUCCACAUCAUGCAGGGCCUGAUGGAAGCUCUCCUUGUGGCCCGGCCGGCCAAACCCAUUGACUUCAUGAUAGAACACCUCAAGAAGAACAAUGAAGAGGUGCCCAGGGUCUUCAUUGUGGGGCCCCCGGCCUCUGGGAAGACUACCAUCGCCCGCUGGAUUUGUAAGCACCUCAGUGCAACAUAUCUUUGCCCCAAGGAGCUCGUGCACAUCAAGCUGCUGAAGAAGGCCAAGGAGGCCGAGGGCUAUCAAACACGUGGGGAGAAGAUCCCUGAUGAGCUGUGGGCUUCUCUCCUGCAGGAACGCUUGAGCGACGUGGACUGUGAGACCUUGGGGUGGGUGGUGGAUGGCUUCCCCCAGACCAGGAACCAGGCCCUGGAGCUCCAGACCCUGGGUGUCCUCCCUCGGCACCUUGUGGUCCUUUAUGCCCCGGACACGGUGCUGAUCGAGAGGAACCUGGGGAAGCGUGUGGACCCUCUCACCCAGGAGGUGUACCACACCACCUUUGACUGGCCGGUUGACUUCACCGUGCAGAAGCGCUUGGUAAAGCCGGAAGACACCUCCGAGCAAGCCACCGCUCGGCGGCUUUUGGAAAACCACCGCAACAUGCCCGGCAUUGUCCAGACAUACCAGGAUUGCUACAAGGCUAUCAACGCCGACCAGCCUUGCGUUGAUGUCUUUGCCCAGGCGCUCAAUUUUGUGCAGAGUCGUCCACGGUCCAGUGCCCCCUUCACUCCCCGCAUCCUGCUCCUGGGCCCCCCGGGCAGUGGCAAAAGCCUGCAGGCAGCUCUGCUGUCCCAGAAAUACGGGGUGGUCAACAUUUUCUUUGGGGACCUCCUGCGGGAGAAAGUGGCUGGGAACACAGGCGUGGGCGAAUUCAUCAAGCCUUUUUUCGAAAUGGGGUGCCCUGUGAAAGACAACAUCGCUCUGCACGUCCUCAAGGAGCGUCUGGAACAGGACGACUGCCGCACCUACGGCUGGGUGCUCCACGGCUUCCCUCGUGACGUGGACCAGGCGCUCCUCUUCCCGCAGAUUGGCGUUGAGCCCAACCGAGUCUUCUUCCUCAACCUGCCCACCGAGGUAGGGCUGCAGCGCAUCUGCCAGCGUGCCACUGACCCCGUCACCGGAGAGAGAUACCACACCAUCUACAAGCCGCCUGUGGAGGAGGAGGUCCACCAGCGCUUGCGCAGGCACCCCAAGGAUGACCCCCUCCAAGUGGAGCGGAAGACGGACAUCUACAGCCACAGGCUGGCUGAGCUGGAGGAGCAUUACGAGGACUCGAUUUGUCUCAACGCAGACCAAGACCCCUACACCGUCUUCGAGUACAUUGAGAGCUGCCUGGUCAAGCCUCUGCCCGUCUGUAAGCUGUAA
This is a messenger RNA of Protobothrops mucrosquamatus (brown spotted pit viper), 1440 nucleotides long. Its product is annotated as adenylate kinase 8-like. Gene Ontology annotation, cellular component: cytoplasm. Bases 1 to 1440 code for a protein of 479 amino acids. The record is from RefSeq and is a predicted model, not a curated record. The transcript has a single exon. Gene Ontology annotation, molecular function: nucleoside diphosphate kinase activity; ATP binding; AMP kinase activity. Lineage: Eukaryota; Metazoa; Chordata; Lepidosauria; Squamata; Viperidae. Gene Ontology annotation, biological process: nucleoside triphosphate biosynthetic process.